AUACAAAUAUGGCAGAUAAAGGGAAGUAAUCCUAUAGUACCAUUAAAAUGGUGGAUUGAGGUCAUUUUAUGUUAUCUUCUUACAUGUAAGGACAUUUCAAUGUGCACAGAUGGAAAAUUAUAAAACAGACGACUUUGGAUUAGGAUACUCACUGCAAAACUUACCUGAACCGAGUAAUGUCAAUGUCGCUGGUGCGUAAAACUGCUGUUCAUUUAGCGACACGAGCAAUCUACUUACAUACCUGUCGCCUGCUGUAUCAGAAGACAUAUUUAUCUGCAAAAUCAACUGGAAAUUCGACAAGAUUUUUCUCAACUUCUAAAACCAUGGCAACAUCGCAGCAACAGGAUCUUGGGAAUGCGUUUGAAGACAGUGAAAUCCAAGCCUAUAUAGAUGACAUAAAAACACUAAUUGUCGAGGAAGCUUUAGUGAAAGGCUCAGAUAGAAACACGAAAGUGGUUGACUUCAAAAUACCGGAGGAAUUAACGAAAUUGUUGCCUCUUGAGAUAAGAAAAGAUGGUGCUAGUCACAAAGAGCUGUUGGAUGUUUGUAAAACAGUGAUAGAUUAUUCUGUGAAAACAAGUAAUCCACGUUUCUUCAAUCAACUGUACGGGGGACUGAAUGUUUACGGAAUGACAGGAUCAUGGUUGUCAGAUGCCCUAAAUACAAACAUGCAUACAUUUGAAGUGGCACCAGCGUUUAUUGUCAUAGAGAAGUAUAUAAUAGAGAAGUUAUGCUCUAUCAUUGGAUAUAAGACAGGAGAUGGCAUCUUUUGUCCAGGUGGAUCGUUCUCCAACAUUAUGGGAAUGAACUUAGCGAGGUUUAAAAAAUGUCCGGAUUUUAAGAAAACGGGAAUGUACGGUUUGAAACGAAUGAAACUGUAUACAUCAUCAGAGGCACAUUAUUCAAUGGUAAAAAGUGCGGUAUUUCUCGGCCUUGGUUCGGACAAUGUAGUUAGAGUAGAAACAGACGAAAUAGGACGUUUGAAACCAGAUGUGUUAGAGCAGCUUAUAAAGGCGGAUAUUGAAAAGGGUGAAGAGCCGACUUUUGUUAUGGCUACUUCCGGUACGACGGUUCUAGGAGCGUUUGAUCAACUAAACGAAAUAGCUGACGUCUGCGAGAAAUAUAACGUAUGGCUUCACUGUGACGCGUGUUGGGGUGGCGGAGCUAUGUUUUCGGAUAAACACAAACACCUAAUGUCCGGAGUGGAAAGGAUGCAGUCAGUUAGUUGGAAUCUUCACAAAAUGUCUACAGCACCGUUACAGUGCUCAGCUUUUCUUAUACAAUAUAAGGGAAUGCUUGAAGAUUGUAACAGAUACAAGGCGGAAUAUCUAUUCCAGCAGGACAAGUUUUACGACAUGUCUUACGACAUUGGUGACAAAACUGUCCAAUGUGGGCGAAAAGUAGAUGCAAUGAAGGCGUGGUUAAUGUGGAAGGCUCUCGGUGACGAUGGCAUGGCCGCUGCUGUUGAUAGGGCCUAUGAUAAUGCUAGAUACCUGACAGAAAAGCUGAGAAAAACUGAAGGAUUCCGAUUGGUUUUGCCGGAAUUUCAAUGCACCAAUAUAGGAUUUUGGUACAUUCCGAAAUCGCUCCGCGGGCAGGAGGAAACGCCGGAAUGGUGGGACAAAGUAUCCAGGGUGGCGCCAAAAAUCAAAGAAGGGAUGGUUAAAGAUGGAACAAUGCUGAUUGGCUAUCAGCCCCUCACAGUUAAAGGUUUUGUGAAUUUCUUCCGAAUAAUUAUUAAUAAUCCAAAAUGUGAUUAUUCGGACAUGGACUUUGUAGUCAAGGAAAUUGACCGUCUUGGGAGAGACUUAUGAAAAAAGAAGAAAUAUUAAACUUUAAAAAAAAUCUAACAAUGUUAACAAUGUUUAUUAUAUUAUUAUGAAUUAAAUAUUGCGAUAUAUUGAUGAAAUAUAAUGCAUAUUUUCAUUUUUCAGUAUUUUCACUGUAAAAUUUAUUUUUCACUGCAGUGAAAUAUAUUUUCCGUAUUUUUACUGGUGUCUUGCCGGAGCGUAGUAGAUCUACUUCCUAAUAAAUUUCGCCAAAACACAUUUUUUGGAGUAGUCUUUGAAAUUAAAAUGUCUAAAAAGUGAUAAAUGUAUGUUAUGAACAGAAAAUUCAAGUUUUUUUCUAUAAAUACAGGAUUUAUUUUCAUCUUGUGAUAUGAAAAUUAUCGUAUUUCACUCAUGGCCACUGCCACUCAUGAAAUAUUUAUUUUCAUACCACUCGAUGAAAAUAAAUCAUGUAUUUAUAGAAAACACUUAUAUCCUCUCUAUAUGCUUUAGUGAAAAUAUAAAAUGCACCGUAUAAAACGUAAUUAGGACAGUAUGAUGAAUGUCUUAAGCGAAACUGGUGAAAAUAAAGAAGAAAAAAGUAAAAUUCAUUUUUAAAAAACAAUGUAUCUUUAUUUUGUUUGUGAAAGAUGUUUAUUUUUUACUAUAUUGAACAGAAAAAUGAAGAAAUAUAUUGCAUAAUGCAGAAA
Ruditapes philippinarum (Manila clam) is the source of this 2479-nucleotide messenger RNA. Its product is annotated as cysteine sulfinic acid decarboxylase-like. The transcript is spliced from 16 exons. Gene Ontology annotation, biological process: carboxylic acid metabolic process. NCBI's taxonomy places the organism in Eukaryota, Metazoa, Mollusca, Bivalvia, Venerida, Veneridae. Gene Ontology annotation, cellular component: cytoplasm. The record is from RefSeq and is a predicted model, not a curated record. Gene Ontology annotation, molecular function: pyridoxal phosphate binding; carboxy-lyase activity. The coding region runs from base 177 to 1814 and encodes 545 amino acids.